Messenger RNA from Cladophialophora bantiana CBS 173.52, 240 nucleotides. RefSeq lists its product as uncharacterized. Bases 1 to 240 code for a protein of 79 amino acids. The record is from RefSeq and is a predicted model, not a curated record. NCBI's taxonomy places the organism in Eukaryota, Fungi, Ascomycota, Eurotiomycetes, Chaetothyriales, Herpotrichiellaceae. The transcript has a single exon.
AUGCGCAGAUUUGGCGAGCUUGGAGUUCGGAAUCUCUUGUAUCUCCAGAGCGAGCUCCUUGAGAUCGAGGAGCGGCUUAAAGAGUUAGACAUUGCGCAUAUCCAGGCUCCAUUGAAUCUCAAGGUCGGGUUGAGGAAUUGGACCAGCAUGAGUGUCGACGCCGAUGUCGAUGAGCCAAGUCGUUCGCAGAUCCAAGAGAGAAUUCACCUUGUUCUCAAGCUGAGAUACAUAGGGACGUAA